Messenger RNA from Prorocentrum cordatum, 2059 nucleotides. The record is from the annotation of a GenBank genome assembly. NCBI's taxonomy places the organism in Eukaryota, Dinophyceae, Prorocentrales, Prorocentraceae.
AUCAGCAGCGACGAUGGCGAUCUCGCAGGCAGCAGCGGCCCCUGGCAGCCGCAGCCCGCCGCGGACCGUGGCCAAGCAGGGCGGCGUGGCAGCGCGCAUGGCGAGCGGCCGCAGGUGUCCCAGGUAUGCAAGCGGGAGCUGGCUGCUGAGGCUGCGGACCUGGCCCCUCUGGCUGCUCGCCCCACUGGCCGCGCAGCUGGGGGCCGCGACGGAGGGUCGCAGCCAGGGCGGACGAGCGCGCAGCGAGGCCAGUGCGGCGGGGCCACGCCUGCACGUGCGCAGCAGCGCCGAGGUUGCCGGCUUUGGCAGCAAGCGGCCUCGCGACCCCGGGAGCGAGCCUGCCCCGCCGGCACCGGGCCAGGCCACGGCGGCGGCUCAGGGCAUCCGCUGCGGGCUGGAGGUACUUGGGGUAUACGGCGACGCCGGGAGGUGGAGCAUGCAGGUGAUCAAGGCCUCCGUCAGUCGGCACGGAGCCCAGCCCCACCUGGUGCGGCCCCAGGAGGCCUGCGUCGCCCCGCGCCGCCCAGAGGAGGCCAGAGGGGCUACGCGUCGCAUGGAUCACGCGGUCUUCCUCCGCCCGUUCGCGCCCUCGGACAUCGAGGGCCCACUGGUGCAGUCAGGCAGCGUCGCGGCUAUGGUUUGCAGCGCCCUGCGGGCAGCGGGUGUAGCACGGCAGGUCCGGAGCGACCUCACGCAUCGCAUGAUAGAGGUCAUUGUGUCCACCGCAGCAGGCCUGGGGCGGUCGGCCUGCUCGCAGAUGCGCGGCCUGGACCUCCUGGCAGCCUAUGAGGUGCAGCCCCGGCCCUGGGCGCCCAGGCAGCCGAUCGGCGCGCUGUGGGAGGCGGAGCACGACCACUGCUGCCUCCUUGGGGGCAAGGCGGGCUGCGUGUGCGAGAGGGCAUGUGGACUGCACAACGCAUAUGCGGCGUUAGCGCGUGAGAGCGGGUGUGCCUCCGCCAGCCUCUGCCUAGGCAUCACCAAGCUCUACGUGAACCUGCGGCACGACUUCCUGUGGCGGUGUGGAGUCGAGCAUGGCUUCGACCGGCGGCUACUUCGAGGCCUGGCCACCGAGUCGUUCACCCCCCAACCAGGCAGCGCUGGGCUGGAAGUGGCUCGCCUCCUCCGUGAUCAGAUUUUCCCCUUCAGUGCGGCCAAGACCGCCUUCCUCGCCUCGAGCCCCAGCGGCGCGCGGCAGCUUGGCGAGCGCUGGAAGACGCAGGGCUGGACUUUCUGUAAGGCCGCGCAGGCCAGGAAUUUCAGCACGGGUGCCACCAUCGCGAGGCAAGGAGUGCAUGAGGGCCGAGUACGAGCUCCUGGGGCCCUACACCGUGCGCGCAGGCUGGGCUGCCUCCGCGCCGCGGGAGUGGAGCUGGACCUGAUCCACAAGGCGGGGCCCGCGGCCUGCAUGGGGCGGGGCCGCGCGGCCGUGGGCAUCGCGGACAGAGUGCUUCACAGCUGGAGGCUUGCUGCAGGCCGCAGCGCAAGGACGCCCCACCUUGGCGCGGCGCUAGGGCCGUGCAUGAGCGGCGCCGAGCGGAGGCGCAGGCGUGACCUCGAUCCAGCGGUCCUCUCGGCCAGCAACGCGGUCCAGAUGCUGGCGGGCCAGAGGCAGUCAGGCGAGCUGCCGCUCAGAAUGUUGGCUCGGGGGCUGGAGGAGGCUGCAACAAGGAGUGCUAGUGCCGCCACUUGGAAGCGCCGCGCCUCGCCCAUCGACGCAGUGGCGUGGACCCUGGCGCAGAUCGAUCGGCACUUCAAGUCGGAGCGGUGCCUGGUCGCGGAUCGAGGCGACGAGCUCGAUCCCAUGCUCCUCGAGCUUCGAGAGGACGCAGAUGCUGGCCUCGGAGUGAAGCCUCGCCUGAAGGCACGGGGCCCAGGCAGCAGGGCCGACAAGUCUGGCAGGAACCUGCGCAGCCUGCGGGAGAAGAGGCCCCAUCCUGAGGGCUGGCCGAGAGCGGGCAAGCAGAGAGUGAAGGGAGAAGGCAUCCCUGCACUGCGCGCUCGAGGGCAAGUGCCAGGACACGCCCAGGAGCGCUACCUGGAGUGGCUCGGCAUCGAGGCG